CAACGCCCUUCAGUUCCGCCCAAAAGGGAAAUGACGCCGGUGCAGAAAAUGGCGUCCGCAAAGCCUGUGGACCGCUGUGGUUUGUUACCCGUUUAAUUUAGAGCCGAGUGGGGGGUCUCGUCGUCUGGGCAGAUGGACGAUAACAUGGCAGUGCACCGCUGCCGUCCGCUUUCUUGAUUCCGGCAUCGAACCCGCAACUUCAUGUCCGACGGAGCCAGAGCUGCCUGGUCGAAGAGGGGUUGUGGGGAUUCGCACCGCCGAGAACCAGGGAAACAUAAACACAGGAAAUGCGAGCGGCCCCUUAGCGCUCAGCCGUCAAAGCCUGUGAUUGUUCGCCCGGGCUCCAAAAGGUGUGUUAUGUCGGGGGCAGAUGUGGAGGUGUACCUGUCCCAGGUGCACGAUGGGAGUGUGUCGUCGGGCUUCCGGGCGCUUUAUGAAGAGCGUCUGCUGCUGGAUGUCACACUGUUGAUAGAGGAGCACCACUUCCAGGCCCACAAGGCGCUGCUGGCCACCCAGAGCGACUACUUCCGGGUCAUGUUCACAGCAGACAUGAGGGAGAGGGACCAGGACAAGAUCCACAUGAAGGGGCUGACAGCUGCCGGGUUCGGCCACAUUCUCCGGUUCAUGUACUACGGCUCACUGGAGCUCAGCAUGCCGACGGUCCAAGAGAUCCUCCAGGCGGCCAUGUACGUCCAGCUGACGGAGGCGGUGGAGUUCUGCUGCUCCUUCCUGCUGGCCAAGAUCUGUCUGGAGAACUGUGCAGAGGUGAUGCGCCUCCUGGAGGACUUCAGCGUGGGCGUGGAGGGCGUCCAGGAGCAGCUCGACAACUUCCUGCUGGACAACUUCGUCCCCCUCAUGAGCCGACCCGACUUCCUGUCCUACCUCGGCCUCGAGAGACUGCAGGCGUACCUGAACAGUGACGCUCUGAGUCGCUUCCCAGAAAUUGAGCUGUACGAAGCUGUCCAGGCGUGGCUGCGACACGACCGGCGGCGCUGGAGGCACACCGACACCAUCGUGCAGUCCAUCCGCUUCUGCCUCAUGACUCCUGCAAACAUCUUUGAGAAGGUGAAGACGUCAGAGUUUUACCGUUACUCCAGACAGCUGAGGCAGGAGGUCGAUCAGGCGCUCAGCUACUUCCAUGAUGUCAACCAGCAGCCUCUGGUGGAGACGCGCUCCAACCGUAUCCGCUCCGUCCGCCCACAGACGGCCGUCUUCAGGGGAAUGAUUGGUCACAGUAUGGUCAACAGCAAGAUCCUGCUGCUGCAGCGCCCAAAGGUGUGGUGGGAGCUGGAGGGACCUCAGGUGCCGUUGCGGCCGGACUGCCUCGCCAUCGUUAACAACUUUGCCUUCCUGCUGGGCGGAGAGGAGCUCGGACCCGACGGGGAGUUUCACGCCUCCUCCAAAGUCUACCGCUACGACCCCCGGCAGAACUCGUGGCUACGCAUGGCGGACAUGUCUGUGCCCAGGUCAGAGUUUGCUGUUGGCGUCAUCGGCAAGUUUAUUUACGCCGUAGCGGGCCGCACGCGGGACGAGACCUUCUACUCCACAGAGCGCUACGACAUCACAGAGGACCGCUGGGAGUUCGUGGACCCGUAUCCUGUAAACAAGUACGGCCACGAGGGAACGGUCCUGAGCGGUAAACUGUACAUCACCGGCGGCAUCACCUCCUCCUCCACCUCCAAACAGGUGUGCGUGUUCGAUCCCGGGCGGGAGGCGGGAGGCGGGGGAGGAGGAGGGAGCUCAGGCGGGUCAGACGCACACAGGACACGCGCCGGCCGAGGUCCGCUGCUGCCCGGCACCCACGCCAGCUGCUGGGAGAACAAAUCCAAAAUGAACUACGCCCGUUGCUUCCAUAAGAUGAUUUCGCACAACGGGAAGCUGUACGUGUUCGGAGGCGUGUGCGUGAUCCUGCGGGCUUCCUUCGAGUCGCAGGGCUGCCCGUCCACCGAGGUGUACGACCCGGACACCGACGAGUGGACCAUCCUCGCCUCCAUGCCCAUCGGGCGCAGCGGCCACGGGGUGGCGGUGUUAGACAGGCAGAUCAUGGUGCUGGGCGGCUUGUGUUACAACGGCCACUACAGUGACUCCAUCCUCACCUUCGACCCUGACGAAAACAAAUGGAAGGAGGACGAGUAUCCCAGGAUGCCUUGCAAACUGGACGGUCUGCAGGUGUGCAGUCUGCACUUCCCAGAGUACGUGCUAGAGCACGUGAGACGCUGCAGCUGAGGUCUGCUCCACAACAAGCCUCCUUUUUAUAGAAAUGGGAAUUCACUGAGGUGUCCCGCUGGGAGAUCAGGUGUUUACAGGUGGGAGACUCUACUUUUAAACCAGAGACCAGCACUUCUCUACGGUGAGGAAGAGAUGGCCGGGCCAUAGAUUUGCUGUUCUCACUGAAGCCAGUCGAAGCGUGGCGCGGUGAGACGCCACAUGCUAACAGUCAGCUUGAACAUUUUCAGAUUUAGCUUUCUCAGAAAAUUUAAGAAAAUUAUUUGUGGGGAGAAAAAAAAGUUCUGCUGGUUUAUGUUUGGACUGUGGUCAGUUUCCUAUUCUACUACUCACCUUCUGUAUUUAGGCUGUCCAGUCAGGCUUACUGCAGAAACGCACUGGAAGCUUCACAAUCACAUUGACAGAAAGACCUGUUUGUGUUUAAUUUCAUCAAACAAAAACCUGUCACAAGUAGGCGCGUCACGAUUUUGAUUCCAACUCAACAAACGAUCAAAACGAGGUUUGAAAAAAAUUAUAAUGAACUCCUAGAGGACGACACAGCUGGCUCAGUGUUCGCCUGCAGCGUCACUUCCAGACAUUAUCACGUGUUUAAAGAGCUGGAGGAAACACCGACAGAGGUGAAGAGGGUUCACUCUGUACCGAUUUAAGAAACAACAAUAGCAAACUGAACUUCUGUCUUUUGUAGUUAAAUGAAGGCUGGUGAGAAAUAUUUACACUAACCUUAAAAAAAAAAAAAAAACGCCCAGUAAAAGUCAAAUUGCUGUGAAAACCUUCUAUUUGUCAGGGAUUAAAAAUGAUGGUCUGUUAGACUAUUAGAUCUGGAUUCAUAAAGACCAACAGAGCUGAAAUCGUGACGCCUGAAAUCACAAACUUGUCUGAAUCAGUUUAUUUUCACAGCGAACAAACAUCCUGUAUAUCAUUAAUCAAGACGCUCUUUUCAAGAAAAUAGAUUAGUGAAGGCCAAGACGUGCGUGCAGCUACUUCAAUCAAUCUGAAAACACCCUUUAAUAUAUGUAACAGCAACUUAAAGAUACAAUUAGGUGUAUAAACAGAACACGAGCACUAUUUACUGUAGCGACUUUAUAGCCUCCAGAUAUCAGACGCAGACUGAGAUGAGAGACCUUCGUGGCUGCUGACGCUUCACUCUGCUCCCGCCUGUCAAACCCUUCAGAUUCUCCAGUUACAAACUCAGUUUUUGGCUUCCAGUGCGUUCCAGCUUCUAGUUCCAACUCUGCUCUUUACUCCCAGAUCUCCACCAUACUGUGCUCAUGUUCAUGUAACAUCACCGUGUCGUCCUGUGUCUCCUCUGCUUCCUCUGUCUGAGAGUGUGUGUGUGUGUGUGUGUGUGUGUGUGUGUGUGAAUGAAAGAUUAAGAGGAACAAAAAACACUACAUGGUACACGAGGGCUCAUCCGUCAAGCAGUGAUGAUGUCAUAUGAUGAUAGUGACGCCGCGGGGGGUCCGAUGAUGUCGUCUGUAUCCGUCUAGUCACUGGCAGUGCUUUAUUUACUCUCGUCUACAUUCCCUGCACUUUAUCGGUUCUCGCGGUGGCUCUUGGGUGUAAAUGCGCAGUUUUACCAGCUCACUUUGAAAACGUCUGUAAUAUUACAACCUGCUGUAACGUUACAGACGUUUAACAGCGUCUGAAAUUAACCUCCUGGCUGCUGAACUAUAACGUACCUCACACAUGUAGCUGGUGAAAAUAUUUAGGAAACAAUGGGACUCGUGCAAGAAUAGGUUCAUGUUCUUAUCCUGAAUCUUACUUUUCUUAGUAAAACAGCCUCUCUUGACUGCACACACUGUUUUUUAAAGGAACAUUUCACACAAAAAUGAGUAUUUCUGAAGCAGUACGGAAUUGCAGAAAAAGAAGCUGGAGACUCAUUUUGAAAUGUAAAAAAAACAACAUAAAAACAUAAAAUGUCUCCGUGCAGCUCGUCCAGAAGCCCCACGAUCCCACGACUUGACAAGACGUUAUGAACACUGUUUUUAAAGCCAAAAUCUUCACUGUAGCUGCUGAGCUAAAUGUGUUAGCGCCCAUCACGUCAAUGCACGACGGUGUGAAUAGUGUCUUCAAAUCUAUUUGAGAUCUCGGGGCCUCUGGAGACUUCCUCAGUGUUUUUUAAGAUAAGAGAAUUCUUUAUUUUUCCCAUGAUUGUUCCAAAAGUAAGGGGAAAGAAAAAAAACAUCAAUAAAAAACAAUGUUAAUAAGUUAAAAAGCAAGAGAAGAAGAAGAGAAAGAGCUGCUGCCACUCGUACGACUCCAGAUUGACUCUUUCAGCUGUGAAUUACCAGCCAGUGUUCUGCAUGAUUUUAUUGCCAGUUUGUCCACCAAAGCUGAACUCUACCAGCCUCUUGCAGUCAGCUGUGUUCAUUUCAGACGCUGGAAUGUCACCUGGAGUGCUUCAGUCAUGUCCGUUACUCAGCAGAUUCAAUAUUUCUGAUUUCAAACCUGCUGUAAUGCUUUCAGUCCAGCGCCUUGAUCCUGCUCGAUGACCAGCUCCAUGUUCCCGAGCUCGUCCUGUCUGCAUAUUUAUUUCUCCUUCGUUUGUCCACAAGCCAACUGUGAAAAGGGCUAGAACACAUACUGAUGCAGUUGUGUAUGUCAGCCGCGUAUUUAUGUUAUUUAUUGUCUGAAGUAUUGCUUUCACCAAGCUAUGCAGUAACAGAUGUCGGUUUAUUUAUUAUGACAAGAAUUUUCAUUGUGAAUCGUGUCGUUUUUCAAAGUUGUACCUCCUGUCCUUGUUUGGUCCGCGACCGUCUGUCCGUCUGUCCCGUCCACCUCAGCAGCACUGCAUGUGGCUAAUGAACGGACGCUCUGAGAGUCUUUCCUCACGAGAAGAAGGAUUCAACACACUCAGCAAGUGUAUAGUGGAAAUAUUUGAAAAUGUGGUUGUCUUAACAGAUGAAGAGGUGUGGGGUUUUUUUUUUUGUUUGUUUUUUACUGUCUGCAGCAACUUUACAUCUUCCUGUAUGCAAACUGUCAUUCACCAGAUGUUACAUUCACAUCCAGCAUUUCUCAAACACAAACCUGUUUGUAGGUGACGUGUUUUUAAAGGAUCAGACUGACGUGAAAAAAAAAAAAACCCGGUAUUGUCCUUUUUUAAUUCAUGCGUCUACACACAAACCUCGAGACCUGAGCUGCAGCUUGACGGUGUUCAUGUGACGCCGCUGGGUUUUUGUCUCUUUGGGGAAAUGUCCAAGAUUAGAUUAACGUUCAGUGUCGACGCCUCUUCAGCAGCGAGACGUUUGUGUGUUUCACUCUGGACUUCUUGCAUCUUUGUUUUCAAAGAAGGGGGAAAAUGUUUGACAGAGAAAAAUGUUCCACAAUCUAAAUACAGUCAAUGUGGUAAAGAUCAAUCUGGUUUGAUUUACGGCUGCACAAUUAAACGUGAAACGCUGGAUGUUGCUCGAAGCUGCAAGGCAAUUUAGAAAUUGCAAAAAGCUGCCAUUAUGUGAUGGAGAUAAAAUGGGCAACAAACAGGAUUAUACUGAUGGACUGUGGUGCUGCAGAGAUACACUGGAUUACACAUUUUGUUCUCCAGAUGUAAGAAAACAUAUUUGUGUUGAAGGGAUCAAAUGUUGUGUUUUUCAUUCCCACUAAUCAAUGAUCGUAUCACAUCUGUCAAGAAAAGAAAAUACUUUUUGACCGUAGCGUGCAGCCCUAAUUUAAUUGUUUAGUCAAUAAACUGUCUUGUUUUGUUGGAUCAAUAAUCCAAAGAUCUGUAAUUUAUUGUCAUGUAGAAUGAAGAGAAGCGGCAGAUCAUCAGAUUUGAGACGCUGGAACCAGCAGAUGUUUUGUGACUUUUCUUGAAAAAUGUCUUGAUCGAUUAUUAGAUCAAUCAAAACAAGACUACUGUCAAAUCACUCACAAUGUGGCUGCAUGUCAUUUUAAAUUUUCUUUGCUGUUCCAAGCCACUUAAAAGCUAAAUGAAAAUAAACUUGAAUUAAAUUUGCUCUCAAACUGUAAUUCCACAAAUUUGAAAACAUUUUUUUCUGCUGUCAAACAUUUUUAUUAAUCAAAUCGUUUCAUGUUUAGUUCUUCAGAUUCAAAACAUUUUUUUUGUUCAUUGGGUUCUUUAAAUGUAAAACUACUGCUCUUCUUGUAUUUCCAUAUUUUUUGUGGAUACUUUUUAAUCCCAAAAUGUUAGAAUAACCACAGAAGUGUCACAUGUGGCAAACACAGCGACGCUCUCACUGUCAGAGGUUUCUUUAACUCACGUCUCUUACGUGUCACUGAACUCUGCAGCUGAUAUCAUCAUCAUCUUCAUCAUCAUCACAUGUGCAGUCCUCCUGCUGCUCCUCCUCCUCCUCCUCACAUGUCGCUGUUAAAAGAACAAAAGUGUAACCGAUGAAGUACUACUGUCCUGAUUUGAGGCACGUUCAGUCAUAGCGCAGCAUCCUUUAGUCCACCAGUCUUCAGUCUGUCAGUAGGAAAACAGAAUAGAGGAUUUAAAAAAGAAAAAAAAAACAUACCUUGCAACAACGACUGUAUCUGAAAAAGAAAGUAAAAAUCAGAUUAACAUAUCUUAUAAUCUGAGUAGAAACUCUUUGGAAACGAUUUGUAACUUCUUUCCAGAAAUAAAUGUUCAUAUUGGUCAACUUUCA
This is a messenger RNA of Acanthopagrus latus (yellowfin seabream), 6830 nucleotides long. It is a transcript of the gene klhl15, whose product is annotated as kelch-like family member 15. Lineage: Eukaryota; Metazoa; Chordata; Actinopteri; Spariformes; Sparidae. The transcript has 9 exons. Gene Ontology annotation, molecular function: protein binding. Gene Ontology annotation, biological process: nuclear protein quality control by the ubiquitin-proteasome system; protein ubiquitination. Bases 202 to 2226 code for a protein of 674 amino acids. Gene Ontology annotation, cellular component: nucleus; Cul3-RING ubiquitin ligase complex. The record is from RefSeq and is a predicted model, not a curated record.